Messenger RNA from Emys orbicularis (European pond turtle), 2240 nucleotides. It is a transcript of the gene RELA, whose product is annotated as RELA proto-oncogene, NF-kB subunit. The coding region runs from base 463 to 2133 and encodes 556 amino acids. The record is from RefSeq and is a predicted model, not a curated record. Gene Ontology annotation, biological process: positive regulation of transcription by RNA polymerase II; cellular response to stress; canonical NF-kappaB signal transduction. Gene Ontology annotation, cellular component: cytoplasm. The transcript is spliced from 11 exons. NCBI's taxonomy places the organism in Eukaryota, Metazoa, Chordata, Testudines, Emydidae. Gene Ontology annotation, molecular function: RNA polymerase II cis-regulatory region sequence-specific DNA binding; DNA-binding transcription factor activity, RNA polymerase II-specific.
ACCCGCCCUAGCUGGGCUCCCUCUCGGACAGACUCCCCGGGGCAUACCCACCUGCACCCCCUCCCGAUUGGGGCUGGGACCCGCCAUAGGGGUCGGGACCCCCGCAGGAGUCAGAAUCCCCCCCGUUCCCUAUCAGAAUCCUCCCUAGUGGGGGCCCCACCCCAAAGAGGCCCCCAUCUCCUUGGCGCCUACAUCCCCCCUCUCGGGGUGGGACCAGCUGUUGUACUGAGACACCCCCGACCCCGCACACGCUCUUAUUGUGGACUGGAGUCCAUCUUCUGAGCCCCCACGCAGGGGCCAGUCCUAGCCUGCGGAGCCCCCCCCCCCCCCAGCCUAGUAUCCCCUGGAUUCUUCUGGUUCCCAAACUGGGAGCCCCCCUCCUUGACUCCCUCCAGCCAGGGAGCCCCUACCCCCGUACCUCCUUGAUUCCCAGCCUGGGACCUAGCCUGACUUCUGGCAGAAAUGGAUGACCUGCUGCCACUUGUCCUCCUCCAUCAGGACUGGGGCCUCCAGGAGCCCACCCCCAGCAGCACCCCCUACGUGGAGAUCAUCGAACAGCCCAAGCAGCGCGGCAUGCGCUUCCGCUACAAGUGUGAGGGGCGCUCGGCCGGCAGCAUCCCUGGGGAGCGCAGCACCGACACCACCAAGACCCACCCCACCAUCAAGAUCAAUAAUUACACAGGCCCCGGGAAGGUUCGUAUCUCUCUGGUGACCAAGGACGCCCCCCACCGACCCCACCCCCACGAGCUGGUGGGCAAAGAUUGCAAGGAUGGCUACUAUGAGGCCGAGCUAUCACCUGAGCGCAACGUCCACAGCUUCCAGAAUCUGGGCAUCCAGUGUGUGAAGAAACGGGAGCUGGACGAGGCUGUGGCACAGCGCAUCCGCACCAACAACAACCCCUUCAAUGUGCCCUUGGACAACCAGAAGGGGGACUAUGACCUGAAUGCCGUGCGGCUCUGCUUCCAGGUGUGGGUGCAGGACCCUGUGGGCACUGGGCACCUCGUCCAGCUGCCCCUCGUGGUGUCACAGCCGAUCUACGACAACCGAGCCCCCAACACGGCUGAGCUGAAGAUCUGCCGGGUCAAUCGCAACUCGGGGAGCUGCCUGGGGGGGGACGAGAUCUUCCUGCUCUGCGACAAGGUGCAGAAGGAGGACAUUGAGGUCCGGUUCUUCAAGGACUCGUGGGAGGCCAAGGGCUCCUUCUCGCAGGCAGAUGUGCACCGGCAGGUCGCCAUCGUGUUCAAAACCCCCCCAUACCAGGACCAGGCACUCAGGGAGCCGGUGACAGUGCAGAUGCAGCUCCGGCGCCCAUCUGACAAGGAGGUCAGCGAGGCCAUGGAGUUCCGCUACCUGCCAGACGAAGGUGACUUCCACCGCAUCGAGGAGAAGCGCAAGCGAACGCGGGACACCUUCAAGAACUUUGUGCAGAAAGCGCCUUUCACAGCAGUGGUGGUUCCGGAGUCACGUUCCCCGCGUCGGAUUGCUGUCCCUGUCCGCACAGCCGUGCCCAAACCCAGUGGUCUCACCGGAAUGGCAGGCACCAUGGGGCAGCUGCCGCCCCUCCAGAAGCCACAGGCCACGGCCCAGCACCCCUCCUUACCCUUCACUGGGCCCAGCCGAGCUCCUCCUCCUCCCGCCCCCCAGAUGGGCUUCAGUACAGUCAAUCUGGAGGAGUUCUCCAGCCUGGGCAUCUCAAGCCGGGCCCAGCCCCCACCCCCUGCUCCCGAGGCCGAGCCCAACUUUGACCCCUUCUUCCACCUGCCGUUUGAGGGCGGGGGCGACCCAACCGCCAUGGAGCUGGGGGCCUUGCUGGAGGACACCACCUACACCAGCCUGGAGUCCAUCAACACUACUGAGUUCCGGCAGCUGCUGAACCAGGGGUCAUCCACCGAGGGUGCUGAUGGGCACAGCAUGCUCCUGACCUAUCCCGAGUCGAUCACUCGCCUGAUGAGCAGCCAGCGUGGUGUGGUGGGCAUGACAGGGGAGGAGCCUCAGGGCAACAGUGGGGGUGGGGGGGGCAGCAGUGCCAACAGCUUCCUCAAUGGGGUCCUGGGCAACCUCCCGGAAGAGAGCCUCACCUCCAUGGGGGAUCUGGACUUCAGCGCCCUGCUCAGCCAAUUCAGCUCCUCCUAGUGGGGAUGUUGGGAAAGACGGACUGACGGUGACAAUGCCCACCUGGCUCUGCGCAAGGGGACUCAGGGGUGGGUAACUGCUUAUCCACCGAGAGUCCCCCCGGGGGG